Myotis myotis is the source of this 2263-nucleotide messenger RNA. It is a transcript of the gene CUNH20orf204, whose product is annotated as chromosome unknown C20orf204 homolog. The record is from RefSeq and is a predicted model, not a curated record. NCBI's taxonomy places the organism in Eukaryota, Metazoa, Chordata, Mammalia, Chiroptera, Vespertilionidae.
AGGUGGUAGGAAGUGUACCUUCACUGGUGACUCCUCUGUCCCCUCUGGAGCCUGCAGCUCCUCUAGAGGGGGGCACCAGAUCACAGGUUCAAGUUGGGGUGGGGGGAUGGCUUCCAUGAGUCUGAGCGCACACAGCCACAUCCUCAGGUGCCUCCAAGAGCCAGUGCCUGCCGAAGGGUACCUGGGAGGCCCUCGGCUGGUGUUGGAGGAAGAUGUCGCCAUGAGAGAGGUUCGCACAUUUGCAGGUGGACUUGCUUUUGCUGCUUUAUACUCAGCAGAGCUCUGAAAGCUUUUGCAGCUGUCCUCUUCUGCACGCUGACCAGGAUUUGCCUGGGACACUGGCAGGUGAGGAUGAAGAACCUGCUUAGGCGCUGCAGGGAGAGGCAGGUGGCUGCGCUCGCUUUCCUUCCAUCUCUUCUGGACGAGGCGGGAGGUCCGCCUGGGGCCCUGCAGACAGAGUCCUGCAGCUUCUAGGAGCUCAUUCGUCUCUGAUGUGGGAAGCAAGGCCCAGGGAGGGACAGGGACUGGCUGUGGCCACAGGGAUGUGGGUGGCCUUCUGCGCCCCAAGUGGGGCGUGUCUCCUGGGCACCUCCUCUGGCUUUGAUGUCAGGUGAGGCUUCCUGCAGGGCCUUGGAAAGUUCCAGAGCAUCAGGAUUAUCCACACGUGAAUGUCUUGGGGGUUGCUUUCUCAAGUGCUUUGAGGUACAUUAUUUUUCUCCUUGGGAAAACACUUCAGCUUUUCUUCAGCUGACAUUUUUUCAACUGCAACUUCCGGCGAGCAGGUUCCAGAGGCUGUCCCUAUCCUUCGGGCCAGGCAGGGUGCUGUGGCCCAGCCAGGAGGGGCAGCAGCCGAGUGUUAGACCAGCGGGAAGUCCCACGCCAGGGACCUGCUGGGGCAGGACCCCUGGGCGUCAAGUGUGGGGCUGGCGUGGUGGGGAUAAAGUCCCCCUUGCUGGUUCUGUCAUGGCCAGGUUCCUGGGAGAGAGCACUGCCAACCUCAGAGGGAGACCCAGAUGGGGGGGGGGGGGGCCCACUUCCUUGGCUCCCCUUCCACCUGGCUGUACUGCCCUGGCACCCCACCCCCUUUGGGACAGCACAUGUCUGUGGGGCUGGUGACUCAAUCCAGGACCCACUGGGUGGGAAGAGAGCCCAGCACUGCUAGGUCCAGGGUCAGGUUAAUUGGAGAAGCGAUUGGAUACGGAGUUGGGAGAGGGAGGGGGCAGGCUGGGAUCCUGGGCCUCCCUCCUCCCUCCCUCCUUUGCUGGAGGAGCCAACUUCAAAAGCCUGUCCGCCUGCCGCCAGCCCAGCCACAGCCGCCCUGCUGCAGCCCGUCCAGGGAAGCCUUUGGCUGGGGUUGACUGGGCUUGGAGCCGGACCUGGAGAGCUCUGCACCCCACCUGAGGACCCCAGGAUCAUGUUGGAGACUCAGAGGCAGGAGUGAGGGAGGGCCUGCCCCUGAGAGGCCCAUGGUAACCCCCAAGCCCGUGCUCUGGGCGCUCCUGCUGGCGCUGCUAGGAACCGCGCUCCCCGCCCAGCCCCGCGCCUGCAGUGUCCCCGACGUGCUGCGCCACUACCAGGCUGUCAUCUUGGAGGACCUGCAGGCCGCAGCGAGGCGGGCAGGGCCGGGGGACGCAGGGGACGGGCCAGGCUCCAGACAUCUCCAUUUCGUUCAGAAAAACCAGACUGACGCCGUGGCCCCUGGACGGCGGGGUCGGGUGGGGCCCUCCUGUGGCGCCCAGAAGGAGCACAGUAUUCUAGUGUCCAUCGCGGCCCUGGGGCGGGCCCUGCGUGGAGCGGUGGCUGGGGACCCCCGCGGGGCCCUGGAGAGAGCUGCCUGGACCGUGGCCCUGCGCACCGAGGCGGUGAUGCGGCGCCACUGCCGGCCGCUGCGCCAGCGGAGCCGCCGGGGCUGGUGGGCUCGGCCGCGCCCUCAGCGGCAUCGCGGCAGGCGGAGGCGGCUCCUGCUGCGAGCCCUGGACGCCGUCGCCACCUGCUGGGAGAAGCUCUUCGCCCUGCGAGCCUUGGGCAGCCGCGGCCCCUAGCUCGCCCUGCCAGGGGCCUUGGGAUGAGUCUCGUUUGGUGACCACCGAGGGCUCCGUGCUGACCUGGCUGACCAUUGAGUCCCACCCAGGUCUCAUCCUGACCCCUGUUCACCCGAGGGCGCGGGACCUGGAGGUGUGAGCACUGUUCGGUACCAGGCUGCCCUGCACACACCGAGAGAGGCCUCAAUAAACAGCUGGUGUUGCCAGUCCGGUUCUUGUUC